This is a messenger RNA of Acanthoscelides obtectus, 738 nucleotides long. Lineage: Eukaryota; Metazoa; Arthropoda; Insecta; Coleoptera; Chrysomelidae. The record is from the annotation of a GenBank genome assembly.
AUGAAGCUAUGCGAAAAAAAAAAGAGAGUUGAAGAAAUCAUACACAAGUUUUAUGAAGAUGACAAUAAUAGUCGUUGUGCGGCAGGAAAAAAAGAGUGCAUCACUCGCGAAAAAAUUAAAAAACAAAAAAGAUAUUUGCUGGAUUCCUUGAAGAACUUGCAUCAAAAAUUUUACAAUACGAGUUUGAUGAAAAUUGGGUAUAAUUAUUUUUGCAAGUUGCGUCCAUUUUGGGUUGUUGUGCCUAAGCUUACAGACCGUGAUACCUGUGCUACAUGCAAACGCUCUGCAGACCAACUCAUAGCUCAGAGAGGUGACAUUACGAACUUGUACGACUUUGUAGCUGUGCUUCGAGAAAGGUGUCCAAAUAUAAAUAUCUCUAUCGAAGAUGUCGACAUAGAAAAAGUUAACAAAAUGAUCAAGGAACAUGAGAAAGAGCAGAAACCGUUUAAAGGAACUCUCUUGGUGCAUCAAGUCUCGGGUCAUAUUUAUAACCCUAAUAAACUUGUCUUGAAGUCACUAAGUUGCUUCUGUGAUAAUGACGGUUGUGACCAUUAUAGGUUGGGGACUAUUACGUACCAAACCAAUACACAGCGGCUUCAAGUUUCAGAUAUUCUCACAGAUUCUGAAGAUGAUAUGCCGUUAGCAAGUAUGAGCCACAUUGCACAAGAAAAGUCAAAAACGAGCUACGGCGGUGGCGAUUAUGUUCUAGUUAAGUUAAUAAUGAGGGGAAAAGAUUAA